AUGUCAGACUCAUCCUCACCACCCCGUCGUCAUUGGAACGGCUCUGUCGGCGCGCGCCACGAACAUCAAAACGUCUGGACAAACGGCGGCGUGCGGUCAACCGCUCCCUCAGCACCAUGGGCAGGCUGGAAUGCCGAUAAGAAGCGUCGCGAAUCCGAGUCAUCCACAAAAUCAAACGAAAGUAGACGCUCCAGCGGCACCGGUAAACCGCUUUUCGAAACUUUACAUUCUCAAAAGAGGGGAAGUUUCUCAGACCCGAGCGAUGAGCAGAGGAGAAAGAGUUAUGACGAGAUGAUGCCUGAGAAAGGUUUUUUUGGGAAGUUGUGGCAUGGAUAUACGAAGGGGGCGAAGUAG
This is a messenger RNA of Talaromyces amestolkiae, 354 nucleotides long. RefSeq lists its product as uncharacterized. The coding region runs from base 1 to 354 and encodes 117 amino acids. The transcript is spliced from 2 exons. The record is from RefSeq and is a predicted model, not a curated record. NCBI's taxonomy places the organism in Eukaryota, Fungi, Ascomycota, Eurotiomycetes, Eurotiales, Trichocomaceae.